GUCUACCCCUGGACCCAGAGGUUCUUUGAUAACUUCGGGAACCUCUCCAGCCCCACUGCCAUCAUCGGCAACCCCAAGGUCCGUGCCCAUGGCAAGAAAGUGCUCACCUCCUUCGGGGAUGCCGUCAAGAACCUGGAAAACCUCAAGGCGACCUACUCCAAGCUGUCUGAGCUGCACUGCGAGAAGCUGCAUGUGGACCCCGAGAACUUCAGGCUCCUGGGAGACAUCCUCAUCAUUGUGCUGGCAGCACAUUUUUCCAAGGACUUCACCCCUGCCUGCCAGGCCACCUGGCAGAAGCUGGUCGGUGUGGUGGCCCAUGCUCUGGCCUACAAGUACCAUUAA
Phaethon lepturus (White-tailed tropicbird) is the source of this 342-nucleotide messenger RNA. Its product is annotated as hemoglobin subunit rho. Gene Ontology annotation, cellular component: hemoglobin complex; haptoglobin-hemoglobin complex; blood microparticle. Gene Ontology annotation, molecular function: peroxidase activity; oxygen carrier activity; oxygen binding. The record is from RefSeq and is a predicted model, not a curated record. The annotation marks the transcript as partial. Lineage: Eukaryota; Metazoa; Chordata; Aves; Phaethontiformes; Phaethontidae. Gene Ontology annotation, biological process: oxygen transport; hydrogen peroxide catabolic process. The transcript is spliced from 2 exons.